UCGUGUUCGCAAUCGUUUGCCAGCAUUCUCGCGCAUUACGGGAGCGCCCGUAAAGAAAACCGUCUAUGGUCAGUGUUUAAACAACUCGCUUCCUCGCCGUGAUUGUCCAUUUAACGUUUCGGAGCGAGGGGCCGAGUAUGUAGUGCAGAUAGCCGGUGGUGUUGCAGAUGUUGACCAUCGAUUCGUAUAUAAUGCUCGCCACGAGUGCCAUUGUGCCGUGAUCUGAGAUGAUCCAGUGAGCAGUGUUGAUGCCCCAGUUGAUGACCCCCGCCAUUUCGUCGAAUUCAAGUGAAAGAAUAGCGUUCAAGUGGUUCCAGAUGACACCGUUAAGGUGGCGAGUGUGAUAUGUGUCUGCAAAGGGCGAAAUGCUAAGGCCUUCGAAGUGUCGAGACCAGUGAACGAAAUCGAUCUCUAGCUUGUCACUUCUUCUAGAAACUUGUCUGCGUCAACGAAGACAACGACGACGGUGACGACGAAAGUGGCCAACAUCUGGCACGGAACACGGAACCGCGAAUUGGGUUCGCGGCCCUCAAUAAAGCAUAACUCCGAGACUCCGGGUGUGUAGCGUGUUCGUCGUCUCGUCGGCCACGACCAGUCCACAGUGCAGCAGGAAGUUCUGCCCGUUCCUUUCAGCCGUGUUUGUACGUGCCCUUUACGUCCAGUGCAGUUGGUCUUAACCCAACUAGAGUCGUCUAGCCACAGUGAUAACCAUCAAUUAGGGCUAAUGCAAAUUGCGCUCCGCCGCCAACAGCAGUAGCAGCAGCAGCAACAUCAGCAGCAACAUCAGCAGCAACAGCUGCAGCAGCAGCAGCAGCAAUGAUUAAUACCCAGCAAUUACUGACAAACCAUCGGCGACGGUGGGGAUGGUGGCGGUGGGAGGCGACCGGUGCGCUCGUACCCUCGAGGAGACCCAGAAUGGCGCAAGUCGCCGCCCACGUGCCGCCGACGAUGCGACCGGGCACCCGGGCGUCCAUGCUGAUGGUCACCGUGAUGAUACUGCUGAUGCUCGGCAGCGUUGCAAUCGGGCCCGCGCAGGCCUAUCUGGACGACCGGCAGCCGGUGUAUCUGGAGGCAAAGGUCGGUUCGUACGUGGUGCUCGACUGUCCGGUCGACUUCCCCCAGGACGAACCCAUCCCGUACGUGCUGCACUGGAACAAGGAUAACAAACCCGUCUUCACGCUGUACGAUGGUGUGCUGAACACGUACGAGACGUACAUUGGGCGCGUGACGCUGCUGAACAACGACAUCCUGUACGGUAAGGCAUCGCUCAACCUGACGUCGAUUCGCGAAUCCGACAAUGGUUGGUACGAGUGCAAGGUGAUCUUCCCGAACCGCGUCCCGAACAAGCGCAACAAUGGUACCUGGUUCCACAUUUCCGUGCUCGGUGGCACGUUACUGCGCAUUCCGCCCGUCAACCAGACCGUACUGGAGGGUGAUCCGGCUUUCUUCCACUGCACCGUGCAGAACCCGGAGACGAUGUUCGUCGAGUGGUACAAGGACAACGAGUCGCUACUGCAGUACUACGAUCUGAGCCACCGGGCCAUGAUGGGCCCGGACGGUAGCCUCACCAUCAACCCGACCCAGAUGAGCGAUCUCGGUUUCUUCACAUGCGAGGUCCGCAACUCGGCCAAUGACACCCAGUCGGCCAGCGCCUACUUGAACGUCCAGUAUAAGGCCAAAGUGGUGUAUGCACCGAAGGAGGUGUACAUUCCGUACGGGGAGUCGGCCGUGUUGGACUGCCAUUUCCGGUCUAAUCCGCCGCUUAAGAAUCUGCGCUGGGAGAAGGAUGGUUUCCUGUUCGAUCCCUACAACGUACAGGGAGUGUUUUAUAAUCGUAACGGAAGCCUUCAGUUUGACAAGGUCGACGAUUCCCACGCCGGACGGUACUCGUGCACGCCCUACAACGAUCUCGGCAGCGAUGGACCGUCGCCCAUCAUCAACGUGAUCGUACAGCGGCCACCACACUUUACGCUCAAACCGAAACUCGUGUACGUCACCAAGAUCGGUGGUACGGUCGAGAUGCACUGCGAUGCACGCGAUCGCGACGGUUAUCACGUGCCGCUUAUCAACUGGGUUAAGAAAGAUGGAAGUCUGCUACCACACGGAAGACACGAAGUGAACGGUGGUAACCUGACGAUCGUCGAUAUCGUCGAAGCGGAUCGCGGGAUCUACGGAUGUCAGGCAACGAACGAGGCUGCGACCAUAACGGCCGAUGCGGAGAUCAUGAUCGAGAACGUGUCGCCGCGGGCACCGUACAAUCUGACCGGUAACAGCACCGAUACGGCCAUCACGAUACGCUGGGCACCGGGCUACAUCCGCCAGUACCUGGACUACAUCAUCUGGUAUCGGUUGGCCGAUGCGCCCGAGUGGCGUACGCUUAAGGUCAGCAACAAACACGUGCUCGAGGCGACCAUCACUAACUUGCAACCGGCUCGGGAGUACGAAUUUAUGGUACUGUGCCAAGAUAACUACGGUGACGGCAUGUUCAGCAAGGCCUUCCGUUACUUCACCAAGCCAACCGAAUUCGAACAACCGGAGAAUGGGCUACAGGAUGCACUGCUCCAGUUCAGCCAGAUCGGCUCACCGAGAAACUUCCUCGUACGCAAGGAACAGGACAACUUCGUGGCACACUGGGAACCACCGGAGCUGGGAUUGGAUCAGCUGCGGUACUACAUCCUGCGCUGGUGGAUCGAACCACAACACAAGCUUUACGGUAGCGUGGAAACAUCCGGAACGCACUACGUUCUGGAAAACCUAACCGAAGACGAGAUGUACACGUUCCAGGUGUUUGCCCUCUCGACCACAAACUACACGAGCGGUAGCAACGAGUUCGAGAUGUACGUCUAUCCGUAUCGACGCGUCAAGAUGAUGACGGUGAGCGGUGUCCUGAUACUGCUCUUCUGCCUGGCGGUGAUUAGCAUCCUGCUCUACAUGAAGCGCAACCGAAUCCGGAAGCUGCGUGAGGCGGAAAAUGUGAAAAUAUGAUUCCCCUUCUCCGGUCGGCGUUGGCCACCAUCAUACCCGGUUAUCCGUUCGAAAGAACUAUCACCAAUCACGGAGUCAUCACGGUGUCAGCGCGUUACACUGUGCGUUCGUUCCAAACUAUCAAAUUGUUUCAGUUAUCGAGCUGCCAACAAUGUGCUGCCUGCUUCCAUUCCACGUUACUCGAGCUCGGUUUAGCACUCAUCAUCUUCGUCGACGGUAGAGGCGUCGUUUAAUCGUCGGUCGAGCAAUAGUCAUACCUUCCAGAGCUGGAGAUGGGAACGGCGAAGAACGAUGGGUGAUGUCUGCGGGUAGUAUUAAUGAAGGAAUCAUUUGCUAGAUUUAAUGCUAUCGUAAGCUAUCGUGAAGUAGUUAUGUAGCUUGUAGAGAGGACGGCUGGCUGGCGGAAUCCAGCGCGUCCCCAAACGAACCGUUGCUUAUCGCUAACAAAUAAACGAUUCACCAUUCCACACAUUC
Molecule: messenger RNA, 3459 nt
Organism: Anopheles darlingi
Lineage: Eukaryota; Metazoa; Arthropoda; Insecta; Diptera; Culicidae
Gene: bdl
Product: protein borderless
Exons: 8
Coding region: 817-2985 (722 amino acids)
Biological process (GO): dendrite self-avoidance; homophilic cell-cell adhesion; axon guidance
Cellular component (GO): axon; plasma membrane
Molecular function (GO): cell-cell adhesion mediator activity
Source: RefSeq, a predicted model, not a curated record